Messenger RNA from Phytophthora sojae, 441 nucleotides. RefSeq lists its product as hypothetical. Bases 1 to 441 code for a protein of 146 amino acids. NCBI's taxonomy places the organism in Eukaryota, Oomycota, Peronosporomycetes, Peronosporales, Peronosporaceae. The record is from RefSeq and is a predicted model, not a curated record. The transcript has a single exon.
AUGUUGCACUGGAACAUGGUGCUCUUGACUCUAACCACCAUCCUCUUAGCCGGCAACGCUCAGUCCGCGACAGCUUCCACUCAGCAGACUGCAAAUUCCCCAGUGCGUCAAUUUCAACCAACGCCUGAUACUGUCAUCGACGGAAAGAGGUUUCUAAGAGGGACCUCCAAGGAAACGAACGCCGCCGUUGCGGAAGAGCGGUCACCGAAUAUGGACCUCAUCAUCAAGGACGCGGCCUCCGAGGUGAAGAAGGCGGUCUUCUGGAAGUUCAAGUUUGCUGUCUGGAAGCAUCUCCUCCGCAGAGACACCCACACUGCCCGCCAAAAACUAGGAAUGGGAAACAUGGGGCGAGAAGUGUACUGGCACAAGAACUACGAGCAGCUGCAAGCGUACCAAGAAUUCUUUAAGAAGGGCCCUUUGAAGUACCCCAAGGGCAGUUGA